Lottia gigantea (owl limpet) is the source of this 1452-nucleotide messenger RNA. RefSeq lists its product as hypothetical. The record is from RefSeq and is a predicted model, not a curated record. The annotation marks the transcript as partial. The transcript is spliced from 6 exons. Lineage: Eukaryota; Metazoa; Mollusca; Gastropoda; Lottiidae.
ACCCUAGAUCAAGUACCAACCAUCAAAUCCAACUCAGUCAAAAUUUUCAUCAGUUCCACCUUUUCUGAUAUGGUAGAAGAGAGAAACGCUCUGGCUGAAAAUGUUUACCCUAAACUACGAGAAUAUUGUAGAGAAACUCACGGAUUAGACUUUCAGGCGGUUGAUAUGAGAUGGGGAGUGCCACUAGAUGCUGUAGAAUACCACACUGCUACAGAACUAUGUUUAGCUGAACUACGAUCCUGUCAAUCUCAAUCUAUAGGACCAAACUUCGCAGCAUUUCUGGGUCAGAGAUAUGGGUGUGUUCCUCUACCAUCGAGUAUUUUGAGGGCCGAGUUUGAGUUAUUAGAGAGUCACAUGGUGGAAGACGACCAGUCUUUAAUGAAUAUAUGUUAUUUAAAGGAUCAGAAUGUCCAUUCUAAUUUAUAUCGAUUACAAACUAUUUCCCAUAUAACUGAGAAUGUAAAACGAACGUGGUAUGAUAUAGAGCAGGAUUUAAAACGGAUAAUAAUACAGUCAUCAUCUUCUGCCGUGGAGGCGAAGGAACUCAGUCGAGAAUCAUUCCGAAAACUCAAUGCUUCAGUAACCGAGCAUGAGAUGUACGAGGGUUUGAUCGACGUAAAGCGACAAAAAGAUCGAGAAAACAACAUUUUGCUUUAUGUCCGGGAUAUCCAGGACCUUCAUUGUCAUUAUCAAGAUGCUAAAGCGAGGAAAUUUGUGGAUUUGACCGAGGAUUGUCAAAUCAAUCCAGAAAUUAAGAAAUCUCUUGACGAUAUGCGAGAAAAUUCUAUCCAAAAAUUACCUGGAUAUAACUGUCUUAAGUCGUCAAUCACGUGGUGUGAGAACGGUAUGACGUCAACUUCCCACAAGCCUUAUCUUAAUCGGAUGUGCAGCCAUUUCUUUAAAACCACGUGUGCGUUAGUGGAUCGGAAUAUUGCCAGUCAGAAGAAGUUAGAUACUGAUCCAUUGUAUCAAGAAGUAGUCGAGCAUUGGGUGAUUUUAAAAGGACGAUGCGAAACGUUUGUGGGCCGAGAUGAUGUUUUCAACCACAUUAAAGACUAUCUUAGUUCGAAAGACUCACGACAUCCGUUAGUAAUACACGGUAACUCGGGCAGUGGGAAAACCUCAAUUUUAGCCAAAACUGCUUUAUUGGUGGAAUCCAGCAUGCCUUCGAUUUCCAAACCUCAAUUAGUCUUCCGUUUUCUGGGAACAACACCAAAGAGUUCUUCCAUUCAACCCCUAUUGUACUCAGUGUGCCACCAAAUAGCCUUCAUCAGCGACAAAGACCGAGCUAAAGUUCCCGAGGAUAUCGCAGAACUAAAAAAAUAUUUCACUGAAGUGGUCAAAUCGGGAGAUUUUCCAGGGACAAUCGUAAUAAUUUUGGACUCACUGGAUCAGCUGUCACCAAAUUUCUCUGGCUUAAAGCUAGACUGGUUACCAAGCCGCCAUGCUCCG